This is a messenger RNA of Liolophura sinensis, 4881 nucleotides long. RefSeq names its product polymerase delta-interacting protein 2-like. Gene Ontology annotation, molecular function: DNA binding. Gene Ontology annotation, biological process: error-free translesion synthesis. NCBI's taxonomy places the organism in Eukaryota, Metazoa, Mollusca, Polyplacophora, Chitonida, Chitonidae. Bases 3 to 1031 code for a protein of 342 amino acids. The transcript has 11 exons. Gene Ontology annotation, cellular component: nucleus; mitochondrial nucleoid. The record is from RefSeq and is a predicted model, not a curated record.
ACAUGGCGGCCUUCAGGGGAACUUUUCGAGUUCUUUUCAUUCGUCUGAUUUCUCCCUCUGUCGCAGUCAGACGGUUUCGUCAUGAAAGUUUGUCUACUAGGUUGUCAGAAGUGGGUGUUUUAGAGACACCCCGAAUUCAGGGUCAAUAUGACACAGGCCAGUUAUUUCUCCACCGUGUGUUCGGGUAUCGUGGUAUCAUUCUCUUCCCCUGGAUGGCUCGCGUCUAUGAUCGAGACAUUGCUAAUAAACCUGAUGAAGACAAAACAAAUUUGGAUGACCAUGCGACAGUUGUGGGCAAGGAAGUGAAGGGAAAAACACAUACCUACUAUCAGGUGUUGAUAGACGGGAGAGAUUGUCCUUAUAUUAGAGCGCAAACAGAAGCUGUGACAUUCUUAGGUAACCAAGACAACAGUCGUGCAUUGUAUGCAAUACCAGGUUUAGACUAUGUAUCACAUGAGGACAUUUUGCCAUAUGCCAGUACAGAGCGACACCCCAUACACCAUGAACUCUUUGACAAGUUUUUACUGCAUGAUCCAGGCAGUACACCACAGUUCAUACCAAGAGAAACAUUACGGGCUUGGCAAGAGAAGAAUCACCCCUGGUUAGAGUUGUCAGAUGUUCACCGAGAGACGACGGAGGGGAUUAGAGUGACUGUGAUACCAUUCUAUAUGGGGAGUAGGGAAUCUCAACAGACACAUGUAUAUUGGUGGCGAUACUGUGUGAGACUGGAGAACCUGGGAGAGGAGACAGUACAGCUGAGGGAGAGACACUGGAGGAUCUUCAGUCUGUCAGGAACCCUGGAAACAGUCAGAGGUCGUGGGGUCGUAGGUCAGGAACCAGUGUUGUCUAAAGAGUUACCAGCAUUUCAGUACAGCAGUCAUGUCUCAUUACAAGCUCCUAGUGGACACAUGUGGGGCACAUACAAAAUGGAGAGACGAGAUGGGAGCUCUUAUGACUGCCGCAUUCCACCUUUCUCUCUGGAGAGUAAAUAUGAAGAUAAAAACAGCCCACACGGAUUUGCAGGCAAUUAACUUUUUACAGGAAACUUAUUUUUAGAACUUAAGGGCGUUGACAGGUUUUUGAAAUUCUGAAAAACAGUAGCCACAAUGUGGUUAGAAAACUCAGUUUUAUUUUCUUUUGGCAUAUUUGUUUACUGACAGGCACUGAAAGGUUUUUGGCUUCAUUUUGGCUUCAGAAUGAUUGAGACACUUUUGUGAAAUCAUAUCGAUGAAAAAGGAAUGGGCUAUAAACAUGUAUGCCCUUUUAGAAUAUUACAGACUUGUGAAUGUUAUCAAGAUGGCAUUUUUCUAUCCUUAGGUAGCAGAUCGUCAAAACGAACAAAGUAGUGGUUGCUAGCUAAACCAAAGACAUUCGAAAAUCUAACUUGAAAAUAUUAAUUAUGAGUUAGUCAUAUUUCUCUUUCCGAUUGGGUGAGAAGUUUUUUGGAAGGCUGCGUGAAUGUAUGGUUAUGUAUAACUGAUGGCAGCUGUGCCAUUGACUGCACAUGUAGUUACAUAAUUCUUAUUAUGGAAUAACAAGACCUUGUAUAUAUUUACAUGUAUUUUUCUGUACAAAAUAACUUGAGUGUACUCUUAAGCCAAGUAUGUGUACUUUCUAUGUAAUCAAAGAGACAUGUAAAUAGCAUUUAUGACACUGACUGUGUUAUGUGUUGUGUACAGAGUUGUCGGGACGUAUUUUAGAUAUUUGGGUUUGGUUAUGUGUGUUGAGAAAAUGAUGUAAAGUCGUGACAAAACAAUCAAUUGUGUGUUGACAUCACUUUUGUACAUUAAGACUUAUGCCAGUCCGCUGUAAAGGGAAGCAAAUCUUCCAUGCAGUGGUGAACCAGACAUAUUUAUCCCAAUAAAUUUGCUCACCUGGAAAGGGGUUCCUUUGGUGAGAUUCGGUCCUGCCCCCCUCCCCCCACCACCACCACCGCCGCCCCUCCCCCCAUUGACUGGUGUCCUAUAUGGCAAUCAAUGAGUGGACAAAUUAUAUUUAUAUGUUUUAUGGACUAACCAAAUACUUAGAGAGGUUUCCUCUGCCUCCAUUUACAAGAGUUGCUUCCCUUUGCAGCAGACAUGUAAAUAUUUUUGUGGAUGUGUCAGUAUAAACUUCUACAUGGAUAAUAAGGGCCUUGGAGUGGUUUGUCUGAAGUGCCAUAGGAAGUGGUGAUAAUUGAGGUAAACAUGUAUAAAAGUGGCAAUAAAAAGCACUUUUUCUUGGUGUUAAUUAUAUAUACUUGGUUUGGCAUACCAGUAUGUGUCCAAAUGUUAUACCAGGUCACUUAAACCUUAAGCUAAAGCCAAGACCCCCUUAUAGACUACCCCAGUUCUUAGUGUGUCUGGGUUCUUGAUGACCUAAGCAGCAGCGCACAUGUGAAUGUUUAUUGAAGACUACUUGCCUUCCACCAGUAUGGUGUGCCUAUCUGUAUGUUACAUGCGGCAAAGUUUGUAACUUGCAAAACGUUUGUGGGUUAAUGUAUGCUGGGUACUUGUCCACCCAUAACACUUGGUAUCAUCAUAUCAGUGAGGCUUUCUCGAGUAGGGCAUUAAACUACAAACAAAUAAGUAAAUAUACAUUGUUCACAAUUUCAAUCAAAGUCAUUAUGCUAGAUUUUCCCUGUUGCAACUUUUGCGUUAUUUGUGUGUUUUUCCCUUUUUUGUUAAAAGCAUCAGAUAGUGCUAUACAUUUAUACAUGUGAAUGGUGAUUGUAAUUGGUGCCUUGCUGCCAACAGUUUGUUUUGAGACAGCCGAUACAUGUGAUCUAAAUGUAUGUGCAUUGGGUAUUUAUAUAUUUUGUGCAGUGGAUAACUGAAACAGAAAUUUUGGGGGGGUCAUUUUGCAGGUGAAACAUGUAAAACAGUUUAUUCAGGGUGCAAGAUGAAGCAAUCUUUUAAAGUGAAGUAAGUUAAAUUUCAGUCUUGUUCUUUGUCAAAAUCAGUCAGGCAUCAGGUGGCUUUUUGCGGCCCUGAAACAGUAUUGAGUUUGAAGGUUUCCUUGUAGAAUUUUGUUUGGUAGAAAUCUUGGAAUUAUUCUCACCCACUUUGUUUCUUUAAAACCAACUCAUCCAUUUCAUGGAGUCUCUCACCAAUGCGGUCGCUGUGAUUUCAAGUCCAGCUCAUGCUGGCUUUCUCUCCAGCCGUUUGUGGGAAGGUCUUUCAGCUACCUGCGGAUGGUCGUGGGUUUCCCCCGGGUUCUGCCCGGUUUCCACCCACCAUAAUGCUGGCCGCCGUCGUAUAAGUGAAAUAUUCUUGAGUACAGUGUAAAACACCAAUCAAAAAAAAAAAAAAAAAUCAUGGACUCUGUGCAGGAUUGUAAAGGUGAGGCUGCUGUCACGUGGUAGAGUGACGUCAUUUCAUUGAAGAAUCUACUUCCUGCAAUGCACAACUGAGACCAACAAAGGCAUCAACCUAUUCUUUACAUUUUGCUCGAGAUUACUCGGGUGUUCAAUACACGUCUGUGCGCACUUAACUGCGCAAGGUGUCUCAUAGUCUUAUCUUUAUAUUUCCCGUUAAUGAUACUAAGUGGUAUCAAUAAUGUAUCAUGUUACGUGAAUAUAUCUAACAUCUGUGUUUAAAAUCCUACGCAUCAUGUGUUAUCAAUAUGUUUUUCACUGAAGUCGAGAGGUUUGAGGAGUCGUCAACGAGCAUCAGGCGGAUGUUGACCUGAAGUGUUGUUGUUGAUGUGUUGAUCAGUCAAAACCCUUUUAUUAAAUACUGGAUUUUGUUUAAGGUACAUUUUCAUGAUCAGUUAUCGGUAACGCUGCCAAUUAAGUCUUUAGAAUUCUAUUGCUGAUUCCAGAAAGGCAAUUUUGAUUUCAGUGACAUUAAAAGCAUCCUUGUAAUGCACAAUUGACAUUUUAGAAAUUCAAACUGUGAUUGAUUUAUCCUUACAUUGCGUUUGUAAGAUGAUUCCAAUAUAUCCUGGAGUUUAAAAAUCACUGUUUGAAAUUUUACAUUUUGGAGUUGAAAUCAAGAGUGACUCUGUGGGAUCAACCCCUAACGACUUAAGUCGGCUGUUUGGGAUUAUGACCAUUGGCGAUACUCUAUCUUCGGGAAUCCACAACCAGUUGAGUUCCAAUUUCCCGGUGAGCGUCGGCGAACACUCGAACCGCCGAUCCUGGCUAACUGAACUACUGGCCCCGGCGGUCACCCGUCAGGUGUACGAGAAGCAGGCUUUAGGUGCGUAUGCACUCUGCGGAUGAUCGGCGACUCGAGUGGUCUUAUAACGUUUCAUAUUGGCAGUUCACUCGUACCGACCGGCAGAGGACCGAAAUAAGUUAUAUUUGUACACCUCUAAAUCCUUAUAACAUUCUUUCUUGAAAUCUGAGCACGAAAUGUUACUGAAUAAAUUGUUUUUGGAGUACACAACCAAACAGGGUUUCUGUAGAAGAUGGCUUGGAAACAAUAUUAUGAUGUUACCAGGCCCAAUUGGUUUAAACCGUAAUUAAGAUUUCAUUUCUGACAUUCGGUUGUCGUAGACGAGCUAAGAGUAGGUAUUUCAUUUAUUUACCGAGAAAUCAGUACAGUGAGAUAAGAAGUGGAACGUACUGGUAAUGUCGGGUUCCUGGUUAUCAACUUGUUAUACAGUGACAUUUGGUUGAUGGGAAUUUGUACCAUUUCAAUGCUUUUGGCGAAUGUGGUUUACGUAGGCCUAUGUGACAAAUUGUUCACAUUCUACCUAAUGUAACUGUGCAGGCAAAACUGUUCUGGGAAAAUUGUGCAUUAUCUAUGUUCACUGCAUUGAUAUUCGAGUUAUUUGACAUCAGUAACAUUUUUUUUUUAUCGAGGAUUCAUUCGGAUUAACUGUUGUAUAAACGCACUGGUACAUGUAGUGUACAGAGACGAUUUUGGAAUAAACACAUCCGGAGUCAUUGCUUUG